Messenger RNA from Neltuma alba, 1954 nucleotides. Its product is annotated as polyprenol reductase 2. Gene Ontology annotation, biological process: polyprenol catabolic process; dolichol-linked oligosaccharide biosynthetic process. Bases 416 to 1420 code for a protein of 334 amino acids. The record is from RefSeq and is a predicted model, not a curated record. The transcript has 7 exons. Gene Ontology annotation, molecular function: 3-oxo-5-alpha-steroid 4-dehydrogenase activity. Gene Ontology annotation, cellular component: endoplasmic reticulum. NCBI's taxonomy places the organism in Eukaryota, Viridiplantae, Streptophyta, Magnoliopsida, Fabales, Fabaceae.
CUCAUCCGCCUUCGUUCAUUCCCACCGACAAGUUCUCGACGUCACAUUACGCAUUAAAGAUUCUCUAUACGACCUACGAGAAUCAUUCACAGUAUCCUCUUUUAUCCACUCUUCCUGUCUCACCUUCCUUGCUUCCUCACCAGUAAAACUCUGACCCUCCAAGCGAACCUUCUUCUUCCUCAUAUUCGAACCCCACCACCCCCGUCCUCCAUCCCCCAAACACCAGAAUCCUCAUUAAUUCCCCUUGGCAAAGCACGAAGAACGGAAUCCCUCUUUUCCUCCGCUGCAGUGGGCCACGGAGAUCUUACAGAGCCGCCUAAGCAGAAGACGGCAAUCGUCCAAACGAAACCCUAGCAGAGCGUCGGAGAAGUUUUCCUCCAGCUCUAACUUUGUACUUUAAUAGGAUAUUGCGAUAAUGGAGAUAUGCAUCGUUCUGUUGCUGAGAUUGGCUUGGAUUGCCGGGACAGUUCCCAUAAUCAUUGCUUCUAUUCCCACGUCUAAGCUGAAUUGGUUUCGUGGAGCCUUGUUAGGGUUCGCUAAGAGGGGGAAGAUCAUGCAGUCAUCCUCACAAAAAUUCACUGUUCCUCAAAGAUUAUUCUUGCACUUCUAUAUUGUGGCUUCGGUGUGGACAACAUUCUUGCUUGUUUCAACUUCGAUGUACGCAUAUACCAUGGCACUAUCAAUUGCAGAUCCCUAUGCUGUCUCAACCAUUACCAGCUACCUGACUGGAACUUCAAGUAUAAAGUCUGAUUCAAGUAAAAUAGAAUCCAUAUAUGUAGCCUGGCUAUCUGUUUUUCUGCUUUUGCUAAUGGAGGUCCAAGUUCUAAGACGCCUUCAUGAAACGAUAUGUGUAUUCAAUUAUAGGCCUGCAGCUCGCAUGCAUAUCGUGGGUUAUUUCACUGGUUUGUUUUUCUACAUAGCAGCCCCACUAUCACUUUGUUGUGAUUGUGCAUUAGAGGUGCGUGACUUCACAGCAAAGUUAGUAAUUGCAUUCAUUGUCAAAGACAAAGUUCACAUGCCAGAAACUGAAUUAGAUUACUCGCUAAUUUUAAAUCAUCUCUUCAAACUUGGAUGGCUGCCAUGGUUUGGUGCGACUAUAUUUUUAUGGGGCUGGAUUCAUCAAUACCGGUGCCACACAAUUCUUGGCUUGUUACGAAAACGUUCAAAACAAAUAGAAGAAUAUGUAAUCCCUCAUGGUGAUUGGUUUGAACUUGUUUCGUCGGCACACUAUCUUUCUGAAAUUGUUAUAUACGCUGGUCUUCUUGUUGCAAGUGGAGGAGUCAACCUUACGAUAUGGCUGCUUUUUGUUUUUGUGGUGGCAAACUUAGCAUUUGCAGCUGUCGAAACGCAUAAAUGGUAUCUUAAAAAAUUUGAAGAUUAUCCGAGCAAUCGUUUCGUCAUAAUUCCAUUCGUUCUCUAGGAGUUGGUAAAUAUUUGUUUCUCUAGAUCCUAUCAAAAUAUAAAGCUGUGUCUAUAAAUAGAGGUCAUAUAUAAUGUAUUCAGCACCCUUGGAUAGAAUAAGAAAUACUCUUUUGUUAUUAAUCUUUUCCUCUCUAUUAUUCUUCUUUAUUCAUAACAUGUUAUCAGCACGAAGGCUCUAGAAAAAGUAUAAUAUUUUGAUCUUCUCAUUAUUAUACACCAUGUUCCAUGAUUUAUUUUCUAUCCUCUAUACUAUUCUACAUGAGCAUCUCCCCAAAUGGCUUGAAGCCAUAGUUUAAUUUGUUCACCGUGAGCAUAUGGUAGGGAAGGUCAGCUUGCAUGACAUAAGCAUAAAUCAUGUUGAGAAGUUUGCACUCCAAAAAGGCUUCAUUGCCUUAAAUGGUGAGGCGAAAUAAUGAGGGUGGAUUUGUUAGAUCUAUGAGCACCGAGCACUCCAAUGAUCUGUCCAUCUCGGGCCUCACCGGAGAUGUUAUUGAAUAGAAUCUAUUUUUUAUUUUAUGGUCAAAAGUCAUAA